This is a messenger RNA of Scomber japonicus (chub mackerel), 1069 nucleotides long. RefSeq names its product brain enriched myelin associated protein 1 (gene bcas1). Bases 223 to 981 code for a protein of 252 amino acids. NCBI's taxonomy places the organism in Eukaryota, Metazoa, Chordata, Actinopteri, Scombriformes, Scombridae. The record is from RefSeq and is a predicted model, not a curated record. The transcript has 7 exons.
GCUUGCAUAUCAGCCUCACUGCUCUAACGUAAUUCUCAAAGGCUAAUUCUUUGUGAUGGUGUAUAGGAGGCAGGAGACCUAAAGCAAGAACCAGAAUCAUUAACUGAGCCAGAAAGAGGGACGCCAAACUCUGGUCCAGGGGAAGAAAAAGCUCCUCUUGACGAGAGAAAAAGUGAGCCUGUGGAAAACCAAGAGGAGAGUAUCCAAGAAGAGAAUCCAGUUAUGAACUUCUUCAAAACACUAGUGACUCCCACUAAAACAUCCAAAAAGGAAACAGCUACCCCUGAUGCCACAAAAGAGCAGUCCCAGAAGGAGGCCGAGCCAGAGCCAACCACUACUGUUGCGCAAGUGUCUGAUCCACCUGCAGCUGCACCCAAAGGAAUGUCUAUCCCACCACCACCUCCUCCAGAGCCACCAAAAAUGGAGGUCAAAGCAGAAUCAGCUGCCAAACCUGCAAAACCCACACCAAAAGAAGAGCCAAAAGCUGCUGCAAAGGAACCCGAGUCCUCAAAAGGAAAAUCAGCCAAAGAUACACUGAGCAGAUUCUUCCGCUCAAAGAAGGUGGAUCCCUCAAAAGCCAGCACUCUGGAGGCUGCUGCGAAACCAGAACCGCCACCGCCUGUCCAGGAAGACAAGAAAUUAGCCGCAAAAUCAUCAUCCUUCUUAUCUUUCUUCAAACCUAAAGCUGAUGAACCCAAGAAGCCGACCCCAGCCCCAGCUGCAGGAGCAGAGGCAGCUCAGACAGUAAAAGCCAAAGAUGAACCUAAAGCAGCAGCCAAGUCAUCUGAGGCCGCUGUAGAUAACAAACCAGCCUCAGAUGCCCAAGCUGGAGAUGAUGCAGCCAAAGGACCCAAAAAACUGGAGAAAAGGAACUCCAUCCAUCUGUUCUUUAAAAAUCUGGGUCAGAAACGUCACUCUACAGAUGCCGGCGUCCAGACAGAGCCAGCGGUUGUUGCUCCAACAGCUGAGAAGGCCAAAUGAAACCAAAACCAACACUGACAUUUUCCUGUACAGACCCCCUUUCUCUUGUUCUUGCUCUUACUCAAUCUUUACUGUAUCUCUCUCUCUC